AUGGUGAUCCACCGCCUCUCGCCGCCGCCUCGGUUCGUCGUCCUUCCCUCGUGGAAGCGCACCUCCCGCGCCGCUCGAGGGCCUGCGCUGCCUCUUAAGCUGGCACGGCCGCAGCACAGCGAACUGCGCGACUUCAAGAAGCUGUCGUCCGACCCGCCCGGCGGCAUCUCGGGCGCUCCUUGCGCCGACAACAUCAUGGUUUGGAACGCCGUCAUCUUUGGCCCGGCCGAGACGCCCUUCGAAGACGGCACGUUCCGCCUCGUCCUGACGUUCGACGAGUCGUACCCGAACAAGCCGCCGGUCGUCAAGUUCCUCUCCAAGAUGUUCCACCCGAAUGUGUACGCCAACGGCGAGCUGUGCCUCGACAUUCUCCAGAACCGGUGGAGCCCGACGUACGACGUCGCCGCCAUCCUCACGUCGAUCCAGAGCUUGCUGCACGACCCGAACCCGAACAGCCCGGCCAACGCCGAAGCCGCCCAGCUCUACCGCGACAACAACAAGGAGUACGUCAAGCGUGUCCGGGCGACGGUCGAGCGGAGCUGGGUCGACGAGGACGUCGUCGAGUGA
Molecule: messenger RNA, 567 nt
Organism: Rhodotorula graminis WP1
Lineage: Eukaryota; Fungi; Basidiomycota; Microbotryomycetes; Sporidiobolales; Sporidiobolaceae
Exons: 5
Coding region: 1-567 (188 amino acids)
Biological process (GO): proteasome-mediated ubiquitin-dependent protein catabolic process; protein polyubiquitination; DNA repair
Cellular component (GO): HULC complex
Molecular function (GO): ubiquitin conjugating enzyme activity
Source: RefSeq, a predicted model, not a curated record